UCGGUCAUGUCGGUGUAUUCGAGGUUUGUGUAUCGGAGCUAGCACAACAAAAUGUCCUCACGGUGUUUUUACCUCGGAUGUAUCGUCGUAUUUGGAUUAAUGACAUGUCCAGCCGCUUAUUUCAAUAUGUAUCUUGACUCGGCGGAGACAUUUAGACUUCUAGGUAUAAAUGCUGAGCUGUACUAUGUGAGAAAUGGCAUCAUCAAUGACUACGCUUUGUCAUUUGAACUUCUCAUACAACCCAACAUAGAUAAGAUCUACUUCACAUGGCAAAGUAUUCGCCAACAGAUCAUGUUUUACAGUCUAAAGACUAACACCUCCAACCCGAGGGCCAUGUUGGCACCUGUCGCUAACAUCAGCAGUGAGGGCAAAGUGCCCACUACCCUCUCAGUGUUCCAUGUGAAGGUCCCAUGUACAGGCCGACUAAAUAGAGAGGUCCACUUCCUCAUUCAGAUGGAGGUCAGCAUCUUCUCAGUAGUCAACAAAACUCUCAUUAACAUCCGACGCAAGAAGAACUGCCAGAUAGAUUCAUCAAUGUCCAGACCGUUCCUACAUGAUCAGCCAUUGGGAGGAGUGUACCCCUUUACGUCACUGCCCCCGACUAAAAACACCACUGUCCAUCAAGUCUCUCCUCCAGAACCUGCCGGAGCACACACAAUGUCAACUCACAUUUUCUACAUUGCUGUCGGAUGUGCUUGUGCCGUGAUUCUCUUGAUUGCUCUGGCGGUAGCUGUGUACUAUCUCAACACACAGAAAAACAACAACCGCGGCUACACGGACAGGAUCAAAUACUAUGAUAAUACUAGUAGUUCUCAGGCGCUGACCAAACAACAAAGCCAGUCUUUCUUACGGGUUGAGACACCAGUUGACAGUAGUAUAAAGGGUUCAGUGAGAAAUUGUUCAGUACUUGGACCAUCUCCUAUACCAGAGUUGUCUCCACCUGAUCCAAAAGAAAUUUUAACAGAAAUUGCAAUCAGUAGAAAAAGAAUAUCUUUAGCGGAAAUGUUAUUAGAAGGCACAUUUGGGAAAGUCUAUCAAGGGACAUUACUCAGUGAAGGAGAUAACAAUUUUGGGGCUGACCAAGAGAUUAUUGUUAAAACAGUCACAGAUCAGGCGAGAUCGGAUCAGGUACAUUUAUUUCUCACGGAGAGCUGUAUGAUGAAAGGCUUGGUUCACCAAAACAUAUACCCAGUGAUUGGAGCCUGUGUGGAGGACCAGUUGUGUCCCUAUGUAAUUUAUCCUAACACAACGGAAGGAAACCUUAAAAAGUUUUUACAGAAGUGUGGUGUGUCCGAUACAGGAUCUCACUGUACACUUUCUACACAACAGCUGGUAUAUCUAGCUAUACAGAUAGUUAGGGGUAUACAGUUCCUUCACAGACAGAAGAUCCUACACAAAGACAUAGCAACAAGGAACUGUGUCAUCGACAACGAUUUGGUUUUAAAGAUAACAGACAACGCUCUGUCACGAGACCUGUUCUCUGGAGAUUAUAAUUGUCUUGGCGACAAUGAGAAUCGACCAAUCAAAUGGUUAUCUAUCGAAGCUCUGCUGGAAAAACGAUUUUCGACAGCCAGUGAUGUGUGGUCAUUUGGUGUGACUUUGUGGGAGUUGAUGACCGUUGGCCAGCAGCCCUAUGCUGACAUAGAUCCAUUUGAAAUGGCCGCCUACCUCCGUGAGGGUUAUAGAAUAGCUCAACCUAUCAACUGUCCUGAUGAACUGUUCUCUGUGAUGGCAUGCUGCUGGGCUGGAACUCCGGAAGAACGGCCAAAAUUCUCACAGCUCCUUAUAUGUUUACAGGACUUCUACACAGCUCUGGGUCAAUACAUAUGAACCAAUUCUCAAAAAUAACAUUACAAGGUUCAGCUUCAUGGCCAGUGCUUGUGUUCUCAAAAAGGACAGGGUUGUUUAUAUCUUAAUAUCAAUUCAGUGCUAUGUGUAAAAGAAUGUCUCUAAACUGUUGUUAAAUACUGCAGAAUUACUUGGGAGAUUACACACAUCUGAAGAUUUUUAAAAUAAUUACGGAAAAUCAUAAUUAGAGAAAUACCAAACGUUGCAUGCCAAACUAUUCAAUUGACCUGGAUUUCUUCCCCACUGUGGAUGACUGCCAAAACUUGGAUUUCUUCCCCACCAUGAAUGACUGCCAAAUGGCAGUUGACAUUUCAUCAUCUUAUCCCACCUUAAAGCAUGUGAUUUUGUCGUGUUGGUGUCAUUUUAAUUUAUGUACAUUUAGGUGAACGAAUAGUGUUGUCCCCAUCUGGCACGUCUUUAUGGUAGUCAAACAUUCAUAUGACAGAUUAAGUUUCAAAACACUUUAUUGAAGUUUGAACCAAAACUUUCUAGGCAUUAUUUUGUGACAAUCUGAUGAAGAAUGGUGUGAUAGAGAGUAUGAUUACAACCUUAAUACCGUAUUUAUCUUGUAACAAACCUACUCAAAUCUAUUGAUUACUGUAAAUCACUUUUAUUUCAUGUGGGAGCUCAAAUCUAUUGAUAACUGCAAAUCACUUAUAUUUAGCAUGGGAGCUCAAAUCUAUUGAUUAUUGCAAAUCA
This is a messenger RNA of Pecten maximus, 2547 nucleotides long. RefSeq names its product tyrosine-protein kinase RYK-like. Gene Ontology annotation, biological process: positive regulation of kinase activity; multicellular organism development; cell surface receptor protein tyrosine kinase signaling pathway. Gene Ontology annotation, cellular component: signaling receptor complex. The coding region runs from base 52 to 1830 and encodes 592 amino acids. Lineage: Eukaryota; Metazoa; Mollusca; Bivalvia; Pectinida; Pectinidae. The record is from RefSeq and is a predicted model, not a curated record. The transcript has 14 exons. Gene Ontology annotation, molecular function: ATP binding; protein kinase activity.